Molecule: messenger RNA, 2937 nt
Organism: Sodiomyces alkalinus F11
Lineage: Eukaryota; Fungi; Ascomycota; Sordariomycetes; Glomerellales; Plectosphaerellaceae
Exons: 3
Coding region: 1-2895 (964 amino acids)
Biological process (GO): regulation of membrane potential; sodium ion export across plasma membrane; intracellular potassium ion homeostasis
Cellular component (GO): plasma membrane
Molecular function (GO): sodium:proton antiporter activity
Source: RefSeq, a predicted model, not a curated record
AUGGCGUGGGAACACCUGUCUAUCACUAGGCCCCAUUUGGUCUACCUUAUCCUCGGCGGCUUCACCUCCCUCUUCAUGCUUUGCUCCACGAUAAUAAAGGAACGCAUGUAUAUUGGUGAGGCCACCGUCGCUACCAUUUGCGGCAUUAUUUUCGGACCUUAUGCUGCCAACCUCAUCAACCCGGGCUCCUGGGGGAACGUCGACCUUGUUACCCUGGAAUUCUCGCGCAUCGUCCUCGUUGUCCAAUGCUUCGCCAUAGGGGUCGAACUGCCCAAAUAUUACAUGGAACGUCACUGGAAGUCCGUUAUAUUCCUGCUGCUACCCGUCAUGACCUAUGGCUGGCUUAUCGUCAGUCUCUUUAUUUGGUGGCUGAUCCCCCCUCUGGACUGGCUCGGGAGCCUUGUUGUCGCCGCCUGUGUCACCGCCACCGACCCCGUCCUCGCGUCUUCCGUCGUCGGCAAGGGGAAGUUUGCCAGGAGAGUACCCAAGCAUCUACGCGACCUCCUGUCCGCCGAAUCCGGCUGCAACGACGGCAUGGCUUUUCCCUUUGUCUACCUAGCCGUCUACAUCCUACAGGCACACAUGGAUGCACGCGAGACCGUCUUCCACUGGUUCGUCUAUACCAUCUUGUACGAGUGCAUCUUCGGAGCCAUCUUUGGCUUCGUUGUCGGCUACCUUGCCCGCCACGCCAUCAAGUUCUCCGAAUCCCGCGACCUCAUUGACCGCGAGAGCUUUCUCGUCUUCUACUUCGUCCUGGCUCUCUUCUGCGCCGGUGCCGGGAGCCUGCUCGGUAUGGAUGACCUACUGAUUGGCUUUGCCGCCGGCGUCGGCUUCUCCAACGACGGCUGGUUCUACGAAAAGACGGAAGAAUCCCACGUGUCCAACGUCAUCGACUUGCUCAUCAACUUGACUUACUUCGUCUAUCUCGGGACCAUCAUCCCCUGGCGCCAGUACAACGAUGUCGCCCGGGGACUCGCCGCCUGGCGCCUGGUCGUCCUCGCCAUUCUAGUAAUCCUCUUCCGCCGCCUCCCCAUCAUGAUGGCCCUGAAACAGUUUAUACCCGACGUGAAGACCUGGCGAGAGGCUAUGUUCGCCGGCCAUUUCGGUCCCAUCGGCGUCGGCGCCAUCUUCAUCGCCAUCCUUGCCCGUGCCGAGCUCGCCUACGAGACUGCCGUCCCCCUCUCCGAUAGACCCCCGCAGGACAUUGAGCAUUACACCCUCGUCUCGCUCAUCUGGCCCAUCGUCACCUUUAUCGUCAUCUCAUCUAUCAUCGUCCACGGCUCGUCCAUCGCCGUUUUCACCCUGGGCAAGCGCAUCAACACCCUUAACCUGACCAUGUCGUACACCACAUCUCCGGACGAGGGUCCCUCGUGGAUGAGCCGCCUGCCCCGCAUCUCGUCGCAGUCGAAAUCGCAGUCGAAAUCGCAGCCGCCGCCUUCCACCUCCACAUUGCAGGAGGACCUCGACAUCCCCGAUUUGCCUCCGGGAACGCUGCCUCCCAUCGGCUUGCCGAGACAUUUCCUUCGACGACAGGUCGAGGCCGAGGGUCCAGAAGAGAGCGCUCGGACACGGUCACAGUCACCCUGGGGAAGACGGCGGUCUCGACAUCCAGAUGCCGGACCCGGCGGUCCUAUCUCCCCAUCUGCCGUUUUCCCGACGCAUAGGGAUGGAGACGCAGCUAUACCGACUGACGACGGAGGAGAGCCCUCUACUCCUGGCGCCGCCUCCUCCGGGAGGGCAGAGAUAAUUCCAAGAGAGGAUGCCGUCGAGCGGCUGUCCGAGAUGACGCCGGUAAGUCCGACACCGACGGAGCCCUCACAGCACAUACAGGUCUACCAGGAAGGUAGAGGAGGCAUUUUCGUCGAAAACGAAGAAGGAGAUGUCCUCGCCCUCGAACAAGUACCGGGACAUGAUGGAGAUCAUCACGACAAACCGGAACCAGGGCUAUCUCGUUGGCAGUCGCUCAAGAGGGGGUUUAGCAAUGUCUGUACGCAAGAGAGAGAGAAGCGCAGGCUCAAAGAUGCCGCCGAGAGGAAACACAAGCCGGCGAGAGCUUUUCAGUUUGGAAAUACGAUUGUUAUUGAAGAUGAGGCAGGGGAGGUUCUUAAGACGUACGAACUGCAGCCGCCGGAAGAGAAGCAAGGUCCCGAUCUGAUAGGACAAUGUCGGAAGUAUCUAGGUAUCGGAGGACCAUCUACUCGACUGCCGAGGCAGCAAGAGUCAACAGCCGAAUCCAGUGCGGCGGUCAAGCGCACAGCCAGCAGGACGGGAUGGUUCCACGGAAGCGGCGAUGCAAAAAACGACGAUGGUCAGAAGGAGAAGAAGAAGACGGCCGACGGGCAGAAUACGGACAAUAAGCAUGUCCGGUUCACGAUUGGCCAGACCGGGAAACGCAUGACAGAAAGGGAUUUCAUCCUCGAGGUGCAGAAGCUGGACCCCAAGACUCGGCGCGAGGUAGUGGCGCAGUCCUCGGCGUCUCAGCCCGUCAAGGCCAUCGCGAGUCGGGAUCUGUCUGAGCUAGUCGCGAAUAGUACACCGUCGCCAAAGCUGCAUGCAGCAAAACGGCCACUACAGGAAAUGCGAGAAGGGUCAGACGGGACACAGAACGAGUCGCAGGAUCAGAAGGAAACCCGUAGGAAGGGGAAACAGCGUGAUACACCUGCUAGACCGUUUACCGGACCCAGCGCCGACAACGCCGAUAACACGGAAGAGACAUCGGUGGAGAGAAGACGUAGGGAAGCGGCGAUAGGGAUAACUACCUCCGGAGAUGGGGAUGGAGACGAAGAAGGGGAGGAGGGUGAGGCGUCGACAGGAUCCCACGCCAGGAGGGAAAUUCGAUUCGCCGAUGACCUGGAGCAAGGGAAUGGUCAUCAGAACGGACGGGGAGCGAUGUGAUGGCAAUUGGAUCAGGCGGUUUGUAUAGAUUGAUGUGGUUUU